Messenger RNA from Pecten maximus, 675 nucleotides. RefSeq names its product nipped-B-like protein B. Bases 1 to 675 code for a protein of 224 amino acids. Lineage: Eukaryota; Metazoa; Mollusca; Bivalvia; Pectinida; Pectinidae. The transcript has 2 exons. The record is from RefSeq and is a predicted model, not a curated record.
AUGAAUCUAGACCCAGCAGUGACCGAAAUAGGAAGCAAGAAUCUAGAGGAGCAUGAAUCUAGAGUAGCCAAUGGCCGCUACAGGGAGCAUGAAGCUAGAGUAGACAGUGGCCGCUACAGGGAGCAUGAAUCUAUAGUAGACAGUGGCCGCUACAGGGAGCAUGAAUCUAGAGUAGACAGUGGCCGCUACAGGGAGCAUGAAUCUAUAGUAGACAGUGGCCGCUACAGGGAGCAUGAAUCUAGAGUAGACAGUGGCCGCAACAGGGAGCGUGAAUCUAGAGUAGACAGUGGCCGCUACAGGGAGCGUGAAUCUAGAGUAGACAGUGGCCGCUACAGGGAGCUUGAAUCUAGAGUAGACAGUGGCCGCUACAGCGAGCAUGAAUCUAGAGUAGACAGUGGCCGCUACAGGGAGCAUGAAGCUAGAUUAGACAGUGGCCGCUACAGUGAGCUUGAAUCUAGAGUAGACAGUGGCCGCUACAGGGAGCAUGAAGCUAGAGUAGACAGUGGCCGCUACAGGGAACAUGAAGCUAGAUUAGACAGUGGCCGCUACAGUGAGCUUGAAUCUACAGUAGACAGUGGCCGCUACAGUGAGCUUGAAUCUACAGUAGACAGUGGCCGCUACAGUGAGCUUGAAUCUACAGUAGACAGUAGUCGCUACAGGGAGCAUGAAUCGUGA